Molecule: messenger RNA, 897 nt
Organism: Carica papaya (papaya)
Lineage: Eukaryota; Viridiplantae; Streptophyta; Magnoliopsida; Brassicales; Caricaceae
Product: sm-like protein LSM3A
Biological process (GO): mRNA splicing, via spliceosome
Molecular function (GO): RNA binding
Source: RefSeq, a predicted model, not a curated record
AAUCGGACUGUUUUAAGAAAUUAAGCUGUUACGAUAUUUACCCCGGAAAAGUUAGUGGUACUAUCAGACUGAUCGGGUAAACGGGUGGUUGCGCCUAGAACUUCCGGGUCUUAUUUCGGUUCAAGAUUUUAAGCCCUAAAUAAAUCUCGCUGUCUGCUAGAAAUCGGUAAUCGGUUGCUGAUCAGGAAAGAAAAGAGAAGAGAAAGAAUGGCGACCGAAGAAGAAAGUGCAGUGAAGGAGCCAUUGGAUCUAAUCAGGCUGAGUCUCGACGAACGGAUCUACGUGAAACUCCGGUCCGACCGGGAACUCCGGGGCAAGCUUCAUGCUUAUGAUCAACAUUUAAAUAUGAUUCUUGGGGAUGUUGAAGAGAUUGUGACUACAGUAGAAAUUGAUGACGAAACAUACGAAGAGAUUGUUCGGACUACAAGGCGCACAGUUCCUUUUCUCUUUGUUAGAGGAGAUGGAGUCAUUCUCGUUUCUCCACCACUUAGGACUGCUUGAAUUGAAGGGCCAACUUGGGUUCACCUUCUGGCAUUUAAACAUUGCUGUUCUCCUUUUAUUUGCUACCUUCCUAAGUGGUUUUGUGUCAAGACUUGGAUAGUUAGGGAACAAUAAUCCUGUACACUGGAAAUGGUUAGAUCAUCAUGUAAUAACUUUGAUUGAUGAAUUUGUAUGAGGUUUUAUACUUGGAUCUUUACUUAGGGAACCAAGAGAUUUACCAGCCUUUGCCAUCUAUUUGUAUUAAGUUUGUAGUUUUAGUAGCCUUUAUGAACAUCAAGAUUUUGUGGGGAUAGUCUUAUCCAAUCACACAAAAAAUCUGCCAGCAUAGACAAUCAGGUUCGUCAAUUUCAUGUUGGAUUACUCUUUCCCUAAUAUCUUCGGGUGAUUGAUUUAUAA